AUGAAGAUCACGGUGCAGUCAUCCAAGUCCAUCAAGCCUGACUAUGGCGGCCACCGCCCGGUGGCUCCUCCGUUCACGACGAACGUCGUCCCGCUCUCAGUGUUCGACAAGGCCAACUUGGACACGCAGGUCUCCGUCAUCUACGCCUUCCACCCGCCGGCCCCGCCCAACGGCGUCCUCGAGGCCGGGCUCGCCAGGGCCCUCGUCGAGUACCGCGAGUUCGCCGGGCGUCUCGCCCGGGACGCCGACGGCAGCCGCCGCGCCAUCCUCCUCAACGACGCCGGCGCGCGGUUCGUCGAGGCGACGGCCGGCGUGGCGCUCGGCAGCGUCAUGCCGCUGCGGCCCACUCGCGCGGCGCUGAGCCUGCACCCGAGCGGCGGCGACGAGCUGAUGCUGGUCCAGGCCACGCGGUUCGCGUGCGGGUCGCUCGUCGUCGGCCUGACCGUGCACCACACCGUCGCCGACGGCCGCGGGUUCUGCAACUUCAUCCUCGCGUGGGGCCAGGCCACGCGCGGCGCCCCCGUCGACCCCGCCCCGGUGCACGACCGGACGUCGUUCUUCCCGCCGCGCAGCCCGCCUAAGAUCGAGCACGAGCACCGCCGCGCCGAGUUCAAGCCAUACGACGCCCGCAAGGACGACGACGCCGGCGGUGGCGGCGGCGAGGAGGAGGAGGUGGUGGUAGAGAGGGUGCACUUCAGCGCGGAGUGCAUCGCGAAGCUGAAGGCGCAGGCGUCGUCGGCCGGGGCGCGGCACAGCACGAGCACGGUGCAGUGCGUGCUGGCGCAUCUGUGGCGGUGCGUGACGCGGGCGCGCGGGCUCGACGGGGGCGACGCCACCGCCCUGCUCAUCGGAGUGGACGGGCGAAGGCGGAUGAGGCCGCCGGUGCCGGACGGGUACACCGGCAACGUGGUGCUCUGGGCGCGGCCGACGGCCACCGCGCGAGAGCUCGUGGACAUGCCGCUGCGCCACGCGGCGGAGCUCAUCGGCCGGGCGGUUGCGCGGGUCGACGACACCUACUACAUGUCCUUCAUCGACUUCGCCUGCUCCGGGGCCGUGGAGGAGGAGCGGCUGGUGCCGACGGCCGACGCGGCGGACAUGGUGCUGAGCCCGAACGUCGAGGUGAACAGCUGGGUGCGGCUGCCGUUCUAUGACCUGGACCUGGGGGGUGGCCGGCCCUUCCUCUUCAUGCCCAGCUACGUGCCGGUGGAGGGCGUGGCCUUCCUCGUGGCGUCUUCCGCCGGCAGCGGCAGCGUGGACGCCUACGUUUCCCUCUUCCGCCGCGACAUGGAUGCCUUCAGGAACUGCUGCACAUCCGGCCUCUCAAAACUCUAG
Molecule: messenger RNA, 1332 nt
Organism: Triticum dicoccoides
Lineage: Eukaryota; Viridiplantae; Streptophyta; Magnoliopsida; Poales; Poaceae
Product: agmatine coumaroyltransferase-2-like
Exons: 1
Coding region: 1-1332 (443 amino acids)
Molecular function (GO): acyltransferase activity, transferring groups other than amino-acyl groups
Source: RefSeq, a predicted model, not a curated record